This is a messenger RNA of Linum trigynum, 1271 nucleotides long. The record is from the annotation of a GenBank genome assembly. NCBI's taxonomy places the organism in Eukaryota, Viridiplantae, Streptophyta, Magnoliopsida, Malpighiales, Linaceae.
CUAGAACGGGGCGGGUCGGAAGUAGAUACCCAUGCCCCGACCCACGCUACUGCGGGUCGGGUAAUACCCUCCCCAUCGCAGGUCAGGUCGGGUAAUACCCGCGAGGCGGGUUGAAAUUGCCAUCACUAUGGAAUAUAUGGUUAAAUAUGAGAAGUUGCUAUUAUUUUGCCAUUCUUGUGGCAGAAUUGGUCAUCCUAAACUCAGAUGCCCACGACCGUCGAACCUUGAGGUGGAUCCAUUUGGGUUAGAGAUGCGAACAGGGGCGCCAGGACCAAGGAACUGGCUGUCUCAUAUAGCUAAGAAGGAGGAUGUCAAAAUUUGGGCUAUCCUGAAGAAGAAGUUUGAGAUGGAUUGCACAGUUUCUAAUUUUGAGAAUGGAACCCCUCUAGUAAGAGAGGAGGUUGAAGGAACCAGUAAGGAGGAAGCUCUGGGAGGAGAGAGGAAUGCAAGGGAGAUGGAGCAGCCAGCUGCUAUCUCGAUGAAGGAUAACAGUAGGAACAAACCACAGAAGCCUCUCGAGGACAAUGUACCUACUACAAAGGGACAAGGAAAGGGAUUAAAUCGGGAGAAAGAAGUGGCAGUGGUGGGAGCCUUACAAAAAUUCAAGAUGGAUAAUGGGGUGGGUCUUAUAACAAGGCGGCACACGAGGAAUGUAUGGUGUAGGCAAGAACAGAAAAAAGAGAGAACUCAACAAGAAACUCAACUCACUCCACAGAAGAGGAAUGUGGACACACAGGGAGGUGAAAUGCACAUAGACUUUGAAGUUCCAAAACAUCCGAAGAAAGCAAAAGUUUUGGAUUUUCAGGUGGGUCAGGAAAAGGAUCAGCAGGGGAGACAAAAUAAUUUGGAUGGCGAUUUGGCGGACUCUGUCAUAGAACAGAGCCGCCCAGCCCAAUGAAUAUACUCAACUAUAAUUGUCGAGGGUUGGGGAAUCCCUCGACAAUUAAGAAAGUUAGGUCUUUGUUACAAAGACAAAAUCCACAAAUAGCUUUCUUGAUGGAAACAAAAAAAAAAGUCUCACGAGUGGAGGGAAACAAUGAGGAGUUUGGGUUGGAAGGAUGGUUUUGGUGUCGGUUCGGUAGGAAGAGCAGGGGGCCUAAUGGUCCUGUAGCAACCAGAAAUCAAGGUGGAGAUUAAGGGAUACUCAAAUAAUCACAUUGACAAAAAAAUCUGUGAUGAGGGCAAGGAAUGGAGGUUAACUGGGGUUUAUGGAUGGCCAGAACAAGGUAAUAAACCCCGCAUGUGGAAUUUAAUAAGACAAUAAGUGACCU